Messenger RNA from Phacochoerus africanus (Common warthog), 4470 nucleotides. RefSeq names its product cyclin and CBS domain divalent metal cation transport mediator 3 (gene CNNM3). The coding region runs from base 46 to 2283 and encodes 745 amino acids. NCBI's taxonomy places the organism in Eukaryota, Metazoa, Chordata, Mammalia, Artiodactyla, Suidae. Gene Ontology annotation, molecular function: transmembrane transporter activity. The record is from RefSeq and is a predicted model, not a curated record. Gene Ontology annotation, cellular component: plasma membrane. Gene Ontology annotation, biological process: transport; magnesium ion homeostasis. The transcript is spliced from 8 exons.
GCGGAGGGGUAGGCUGCGCGGGAGGCCGAGAGGGGGCAGCAGGCGAUGGCGGCGGCAACGGCGGGUCGGCUAAGCUGGUUGCUCGCCGCGUUCUGCCUGGGCAACGCCGCCGCGGAGGCGGCGCCGGGUCCUCGAGUGCUGGGCGUCUGUCUGGAAGAGGACGGAGCGGCAGGCGCGGGGUGGGCGCGAGGAGAGGAGGUGCGGACUGCUCCGGAGGCCACCUUCCGCUUGCGCCUCUUCGGGUCGGGCUUAGCCAACAGCUCCUGGUCCUGGGUGGCCCCCGAGGGGGCGGGCUGCCCAGAGGGCGGGCCGGUCGCAGCUCCAGAUGAGGCGGCGGCCCCGACGGGCGAGUGGCGUGCGCUGCUGCGCCUGCGCGCGGAGGCCGCGCAUUCGCACUCCGCGCGGCUGGCAGUGCGUGGGGAGCCGGGCGGCGCGGCGGCCCCCACGGGCGAGUGGCGUGCGCUGCUGCGUCUGUGCUCUGAGUCCGCGCACCCGCACUCGGCGCUGUUAGCCGUGCGUGUAGAGCCGGGCGGCGAGGCGGCCGAGGAGGCGGCCCCGCCCUGGGCAGUGGGCCUGGGGGCGGCGGGGUUGCUGGCGCUGGCGGCUCUGGCGCGGGGCCUGCAGCUGAGCGCCCUGGCGCUGGCGCCGGCCGAAGUGCAGGUGCUGCGCGAGAGCGGCUCGGAGGCGGAGCGUGCGGCGGCGCGGCGUCUGGAGCCCUCCAGACGCUGGGCCGGCUGCGCCCUCGGGGCGCUGCUGCUGCUGGCUAGCCUGGCUCAGGCUGCGCUGGCGGUGCUACUGUACCGCGCGGCUGGCCAGCGCGCCGUGCCCGCCGUGCUGGGCAGCGCGGGGCUCUUGUUCCUGGUGGGCGAGGUGGUGCCAGCCGCCGUGAGCGGACGCUGGACGUUGGCGCUGGCUCCGCGCGCGCUUAUUCUCAGCCGCUUGGCCGUGCUGCUCACUCUGCCUGUGGCGCUCCCGGUGGGCCAGCUGCUGGAACUGGCCGCGCGGCCUGGGCGGCUGCGGGAGCGCGUGCUGGAGCUGGCGCGCGGCGGUGGCGACCCCUACAGCGAUCUCAGCAAGGGCGUGCUGCCCUGCCGGACCGUGGAGGACGUGCUCACGCCCCUCGAGGACUGCUUCAUGCUGGACGCCAGCACCGUGCUGGACUUCGGCGUCCUGGCCAGCAUCAUGCAGAGCGGUCACACGCGCAUCCCCGUGUAUGAGGAGGAGCGCUCCAACAUCGUGGACAUGCUCUACCUCAAGGACUUGGCCUUUGUGGACCCCGAAGACUGCACGCCACUCAGCACCAUCACUCGCUUCUACAAUCACCCACUCCACUUCGUCUUCAACGACACCAAGCUGGACGCCGUCCUGGAGGAGUUCAAGCGAGGGAAGUCCCACCUGGCCAUCGUGCAGAAGGUGAACAACGAGGGCGAGGGUGACCCCUUCUACGAGGUACUGGGCCUGGUCACCCUGGAGGACGUCAUCGAGGAGAUCAUCAAGUCUGAGAUCCUGGACGAGUCUGAAGAUUACCGAGACACCAUAGUGAAGAAGAAGCCAGCCUCUCUGAGCGCCCCCCUCAGGCAGAAAGAAGAGUUCUCCCUGUUCAAGGUGUCUGAUGACGAAUACAAAGUGAAAAUCUCUCCGCAGCUACUCCUGGCCACCCAGCGCUUUCUCUCCCGAGAGGUGGAUGUGUUCAGCCCACUGCGGAUCUCCGAGAAGGUCUUGCUUCACCUGCUGAAGCAUCCCAGUGUCAACCAGGAAGUGAGAUUUGAUGAGAGCAACCGCCUGGCUGCACACCACUACCUGUACCAGCGCAGCCAGCCCGUGGAUUAUUUCAUCCUCAUCCUGCAGGGCAGGGUUGAGGUGGAGAUCGGGAAAGAGGGCUUGAAGUUCGAGAAUGGGGCCUUCACCUAUUAUGGAGUGUCUGCCCUGGCGGCGCCGUCCUCCGUUCCCCAGUCCCCGGUGUCCUCGCUCCAGUCCGUCCGCCAUGACCUGCCACCCGAGCCCGCCGAUGGCACCCGCUUGUCUGCGUAUUGUCCCGACUACACCGUGAGGGCCCUCUCUGACCUGCAGUUCAUCAAGGUCACACGGCUGCAGUACCUCAAUGCACUCCUGGCCACCCGAGCCCAGGCCCUGCCGCAGCCCUCUGAGAACGCAGACCUCCAGACCAUCCCAGGCAGCCAGACCCGGCUCCUUGGUGACAAGGCUGCCACAGCAGCAGGGUCCAACCACAGCAGACCCGGGCUCCCAGUGGAGGAGAGCCCCGGCCGGAACCCGGGCGUUUAACCGCUUGCCAGGAGCCCCAGGUCUGGGGAACAGAUAAGCACGUGGGGAACCGGAGCGAGCCAAGGAGUGGCCUCCUGCCAGCCCGUCCCCCGUCCCCUGCAGGCCACGUUUUAGAUGGCCUUCAUGUGUGGGUCCUGGCAGUCCUCAGAACCAGACAUCAGUGCCAGGAGCCUUCAGCAGGUCCUGCCCCCCUUAAGGAGAUGGGCUCAGCUGGGACCCGCCGUCCAGGUUGCUUCUGAACAGAAUGAAAGGAACAGCAUCAUCUCCAGUCCCCAGGGGCCAGCCUCCCUGUAACAGUGCAGUGUAUUAUACCUCUUCUGGCCAAGCCACAGUGCACGAUGACUGCCUUUAUGUGGCUGUGACCUGUACUCUCUUUGCUUUUAAUUUGCCAACCUUCUGCUGCUGGCAGCACUUUUUUGAGUGAACCAAGAGCACCGGUGUGGGCUGGGGGGUUCACAUCCACGGCCUGGCCUACAGGGACCUUUUCAGCUUCUCUUAUGGUGCCAUGCUUCAGAGUGUGCACUUAGCCUGUCCCAUGUGCCAAACCUGAAACAGGUCUGUCCCACCAGGCCCGCUGCCUCCUGUGGAGGUGGCUUUUUUGAUCCCAGCCCCAGCCCUGAGUGAGCAUGCUGGCCCUGGUGGGGCCGAGGAGCCUGCUCUUCCUGCUGCUCCUCUGCCUGCCUGGAAUUGCCACUAACAGUAUUGUCAUUUUCUGUGUUUAAGAAGAGGUCACAUGUGAGAGGAAGGGAUGGUUCUGCUGCACCUAAUCCUUUCUUCGUUGUUGGAUCCCAGAGAGGGUAGCCAUCAGCCCUGUUUCACACCUUCCCCCUGAGGCCCAUGGGUUGGGGGGGGCGUGUGGCUGUCUAGUGCAUGGACUGCAGAGAGGGAGGCAGGGUGGUUCGGGGACCAGGUAGAUCCCCAUCACCUUUCCUAAAAAAACAUGAAAUCAGAGUUUCCUUAUAUCUCUGAAACAUUUCAAGCCCCUUGCUUUUUUCUUUUUCUAGCUGUGGGGUUUUAGAGAAGUGGGAACAAGAGGGCAUUCAUCUCAUCUUCUGGUUCACCUUCAUUCACCUUGCACAGUUCUUCAGCUGCGUAGAAACUGGGGCAUCACAGGGACCUAGGUAGGAUAGGGAGGGAGGAGGAUUUCUGGAAACUUUCUCAAAGGAUUUUGAGUUAUUAUCCAGGCUCAAUGGGAACGAAGGCCAAAAAACAGCAUGCUCACUUUAGAAAUUGUUCUCAAGGAAUUCUCUCCAAGAGCAAACCCAUCUAUCUCCAGAAUAGUGGUUCCUAACUUUGGCUGCACAUCGGAAUCACAUGGCAAAUAAAAAAAUGAUCCCUGGGGCCCACCCCCUGGGGAGUGUGAUUUUAAUCAGCUGGGCGCCAGGGUUUUAUUUUUAAAAAUAAUUUUAGAUUCACAGAUCACAUCCCCUUCACAUCAGCUUCCCAGCUUCACAUGACAUAAUCCUGAUACUAAAAAAUCAAUGUUGGCACAGAACUAUAAACUAAAUUACACUUACUUGGAUUUUUAUCACUUUUUCCAGUAAUGUCCCUUUUCUGUUGCAGGAUCCACUUAAGGGUACCAUGUUGCAUUUAGAGCUUUUGCUUUUUUUCCUCUAACUUUUUAUUUUGAAAUAAUUAUAGAUUCAUUAGGAAGUUGCAAGGAUGGAGGUCCCAUGUGCCUGCCACCAGGUUUUCCUCAGUGGCCACGUCUUACAUAGGUACAGUGAUGUCUCAGAACCAGAGAUCUCCAUGCUGGCUCAGUGUGGGUGUGUAGUUCUAGAGCAACUUAGCACAUGUAGAUUUGCAUAACCACCACUGCCCUCUACAGAACUGUUCCUCACCAGGAUCCCCUCCAACAGACCCUUUUAGAGCCAUACCUACCCCCUCUGGCCACCAUCCCUAAUCCCUGGCAACCACUAAUCUGUUCAUCAUCUCUAUAAUUUUUGUCACUUCAAGAAUGUUGUAUAAAUGGGAUCCCAUAGUAUGUAACCACUGGGACUGGCUUUUUUCCAGUGUAAUGUUUCCUAAGUGUAAUGUUCUGGAGUCUCCUGCAGGCUGUGUGGGUGCCAGUCGUUCACCCCUUUCUGACUGCUGGGUGCUGUUCCGUCAUGGGCUCCUGUCCUAUCUAAGGACAUCUGGGUGGUUCCCGGGUUUUGGUUAUUCCAAAUAAAGCUGCUAUGAACAUCA